CAGGUUGAGGGGCUCCAGUGAGUUGAUAUAUUGCAGAGGAAACUGGCUUUUCAGUUUCCUCAUAUAUUCAUUAAGUCUGUUUUGGGAUCUGGAGCCUGGAGAUUUCAAAGAGAUCUGGGAGGGAUGAAAUCUCCAAUCCGGGGUCCGUGUUUUGAGAACCCCCAGCACACUGAUUGCACAGGUGUGUGCAGGCCUUUUUAUAGAGUCCUAACCAUAGUUCUGGGCUCCACCCCGGCAGACGGAUUGAUAUAUUGCAGAGGAAACUGGCUUUUCAGUUUCCUCAUAUAUUCAUUAAGUCUGUUUUGGGAUCUGGAGCCUGGAGAUUUCAAAGAGAUCUGGGAGGGAUGAAAUCUCCAAUCCGGGGUCCGUGUUUUGAGAACCCCCAGCACACUGA
Messenger RNA from Staurois parvus, 394 nucleotides. The record is from the annotation of a GenBank genome assembly. Lineage: Eukaryota; Metazoa; Chordata; Amphibia; Anura; Ranidae.